UAAGACAGUCAUGCUUUUUACACACCCCCCACCACGCCAUCGCCGCGACACGCGCGAGUGAAACCUGCGCCGGGCGCCCGCUCAGCGGCGUCGGAGACCGUCCCGCGAGCGCGAAGCGCGGAGGGAGCGUCCGUCCGGGGCGCCACGAAAAGCGCCCACCUUUUCUCGUCGAAUGGUCAGCACGAGGCGGCGUCGACCCCCCCUCCGUAGAGGGAGCGCCGCCUUCGAAUUCGGCCUUUUGAUGCUCGUCACGCGGACAACAACUGAGACAGAUUAGGACGCCGCAUCGUGCGCUCAGUAGCCCAGCGAGUAGCCGUCCGUCGUCUGGCGCAGGAUGCGCUUCUCCUCCUGGUUCCAGUCGCACUCGUUCCGCUGCUUCCGGGAGCGCUUCUCCUUCUGGUCGAAGGACUCGUGCUUGCCGUCCUUGCGCUUCGGGGCGCGGCUGCCCUUCGGCAGCUGCGGCGUGUCUUCUGCCGGCGGCUCCUCUUCCCGUCGCGUCGCGGCCUCCGCCUCCGCUUUGAUGCGUGCGCGCUCGCGCGCCUGCGCCUCUUCGCGCUCCUUUGCUUCGGCCGCGUCUCGCUUUUCCUUUUCGGCCCGCUCGCGCCGCGCCGUCGAGGCCUCGAGGGAUUCGCUCUCCGGCGGCUUGACCACGACGCUCUCUUUUCGCAGUGGCUGGGCUGGCGCACAGAGUGGUAUCUCUCCAAAGGAGCUGUCCGAGUCCGAGUCGUCGGCCAUUGUUGGCUCGGUAAAUCGACUGUUGCUGUGCUUGGCUCUGAAAUCUGCAGCGUGCUGCUUGGCCUUG
This is a messenger RNA of Pelagomonas calceolata, 802 nucleotides long. The record is from the annotation of a GenBank genome assembly. Lineage: Eukaryota; Pelagophyceae; Pelagomonadales; Pelagomonadaceae.